Molecule: messenger RNA, 2736 nt
Organism: Gopherus evgoodei (Goodes thornscrub tortoise)
Lineage: Eukaryota; Metazoa; Chordata; Testudines; Testudinidae
Gene: GNB5
Product: G protein subunit beta 5
Exons: 11
Coding region: 81-1478 (465 amino acids)
Biological process (GO): G protein-coupled dopamine receptor signaling pathway; G protein-coupled receptor signaling pathway
Cellular component (GO): cytoplasm; heterotrimeric G-protein complex
Molecular function (GO): protein binding; signaling receptor complex adaptor activity
Source: RefSeq, a predicted model, not a curated record
UUUCUGCACAAGCUAGGAAAGCCACUUUGCACAAGGAGCUGGUGCUGCGAUGAAAGCCGGGGGCUCAGAUACAGCCUGGAAUGAAACUGCAAAUAUUUCCUGGCGCCCCGUAUCUGAGAGCUCGCAGUGCUGGUCUCACGCAGUUCUUGCCGGGGCGAGGAGUAGCCAGCCCGGAGUCCAGGUGUCAGCACGGGGCUGCUCGCGGGGCACGGGGCUGGGCCAGCAGGUGCUGGCUGCACACAGCGGCACGAGCCGCCAGCCUGGCCUUGAACGUCAGCGUGCAAGGGGGGUGGGGGGAGCCCAGUGCGGUUCCCAGGCUCAGUUGCUCAGGCGGCGGGAGCUGCGGCAGCAUCCUUGGAAGCCGGGCCCUCAAACCCCUCCUCCCUGCCUCUCUCUCUGCUUCCUGCCGUGCAAAGAUGGCAACCGAGGGGCUGCACGAGAACGAGACCCUGGCGUCCCUGAAGAGCGAGGCGGAGAGCCUGAAGGGCCGGCUGGAGGAGGAGCGGGCUAAGCUGCAUGAUGUGGAGCUUCAUCAGGUGGCGGAACGUGUGGAAGCCCUAGGUCAGUUUGUGAUGAAGACCAGGAGAACUCUGAAAGGCCAUGGUAAUAAAGUCCUCUGCAUGGACUGGUGCAAAGAUAAAAGACGAAUUGUGAGCUCUUCCCAGGAUGGGAAGGUGAUAGUGUGGGAUUCCUUCACUACCAACAAGGAACAUGCAGUGACUAUGCCAUGUACCUGGGUGAUGGCAUGUGCAUAUGCCCCAUCUGGAUGUGCCAUUGCUUGUGGUGGCCUGGAUAAUAAGUGUUCUGUGUAUCCACUGACAUUUGAUAAAAAUGAAAAUAUGGCUGCAAAAAAGAAAUCUGUUGCAAUGCACACAAACUACCUGUCUGCCUGCAGCUUCACUAAUUCAGAUAUGCAGAUCCUGACCGCUAGUGGAGAUGGAACGUGUGCCCUCUGGGAUGUUGAGAGUGGGCAGCUUCUGCAGAGUUUUCAUGGGCAUGGGGCUGAUGUCCUGUGCCUGGAUCUGGCCCCUUCUGAAACAGGAAAUACAUUUGUGUCCGGGGGAUGUGACAAGAAAGCAAUGGUUUGGGACAUGAGAUCUGGACAGUGUAUCCAGUCAUUUGAGACUCACGAAUCAGAUAUCAAUAGCGUUAGAUACUAUCCAAGUGGGGAUGCUUUUGCCUCUGGCUCUGAUGAUGCCACAUGUCGUUUAUAUGACCUUCGUGCAGAUAGAGAAGUAGCAAUUUAUUCCAAAGAGAGCAUCAUUUUUGGAGCUUCUAGCGUGGAUUUCUCUCUCAGUGGUCGCCUACUAUUUGGUGGUUACAAUGAUUACACCAUAAACGUAUGGGAUGUUCUGAAAGGGUCUCGUGUAUCCAUUCUGUUUGGUCAUGAAAACCGAGUUAGCACCUUACGAGUUUCACCUGAUGGAACUGCAUUCUGCUCAGGAUCAUGGGAUCACACUCUACGAAUCUGGGCGUAAGCUGCAAUGCUGUUUUCAAAUACAAAUGAAGAUUGAAACCUUGGGCUACAAAAAAAAAAGAAGGAAAUUUCAAUCUGCAAAUGUGAAAUGUCCUUUAGAAAGAUGUAGCAUUUCUAUUGUAGUUUCUAUGACUUAUUGAUGAGUGGCAAAUCAAAAUAAAACAAACACAAAAAACAAGCUAGGACAACUUGUUAGCCAGGAAUAAAUUCAGUAUAUUAGCUACACUAUCAAAUGUUACUGAAAACACAGAUAAACACAAUUAGAUAGUAAAAGUAAUCUGCUUUUAACACAUAGCAAACAUCAACUUAUAAUAAAAUAAAAUGUUUUUAUUCUGUUUUUGAGACUACCUUCUUUUAUUAGAGAUAGUUUAGCUCAUUCUAAAACCAGACUUGUCUCUGAAAUCAUCUGUAUAAUAGAAAUUUGUAGUCCAGUGCACAUUAUGUAUUCAUUAUUUGCAAGAAUUGACUUUUGUAAAGUAAAUUUGAAAAAACAACAACAGACACCUGAUUUUAUCUGGGUAUCGUCUAUGACUUUUGAAACAUUCCGUAGAAGUGCAUUGAAUUUUGAUGCGAAAAGUUAGAAAGCAGAUUUGCUUUCUGAUACUUCACUUUAUGAUGGAGUUACAGAUGAUUCCACAAUCAUAAUAAUUAGGGAUCAAAGAAUCUAAUGUUGAAGAUACUAGCUGUCAUAAAAAGUAUUUUCUUGUUAAAAAAAAUCAUUUCAAUCUCUGUUUUUCUUAUAUCCUUUUAGAUGAAAUUAACUAUUUCACCUCUGUGACCUGAAUUUAAAGAAUUCAAUUAAACUCCUAAAGAUAAGCUACAAAGACGAGUAGUAUAAUUCAUGGUUUACAUAGUCACAAGGUAAUAUUUUAACCAGUAGUUUCACUGAAAUUUUUAAUUGUAUCACUUGGUGAGUGAAUUUUCUUUGAAUUAAAGAGAUACUACUUCUAAGCACUAAUAAUGAUAAUAAUGAUAAAAUCUUUUCAAGUCAGCCAUACUCAUUCUCUGAUCCUGGCUCUCAUUUACUCUAAGGCCACUUUAUACCAUUCUAGCUGUAGAAAGCAGCCUUAAGAUGCUAUAAAUGUAUCUAUUUCAGUGUUAAGGCCCCUUUACAAUGUCAAGCAGCAUAAAAUGUCCUUAGUAUAACUGAGAAUCAGACUCUCUGAGCUGAAUUCCACAGUCCUUCCAUCAGGAGUGGCGCCAGGGUUUUUGGUGUCCUAGGUGCAGGGCCGGCUCGCCGGUCCCGCGGCUCUGGUGGA